Messenger RNA from Cololabis saira (Pacific saury), 2496 nucleotides. It is a transcript of the gene slc25a28, whose product is annotated as solute carrier family 25 member 28. Gene Ontology annotation, molecular function: ferrous iron transmembrane transporter activity. The coding region runs from base 177 to 1355 and encodes 392 amino acids. Lineage: Eukaryota; Metazoa; Chordata; Actinopteri; Beloniformes; Belonidae. Gene Ontology annotation, cellular component: mitochondrial membrane. Gene Ontology annotation, biological process: iron import into the mitochondrion. The record is from RefSeq and is a predicted model, not a curated record. The transcript is spliced from 4 exons.
UCCGUGCUCGGGCCUCCCCUGCUGGGCUCUCUGGCUGCGAGAAGUCGGGGCGGGGGCGGACUGGUGCAGCAGGGCACACGCUGCGGAACAACCCCAAGGGGAAUGUAAAAACACCCCAAAAAGGCCCGGAAUCACCACCUUAGAAGGCGAUUUUCACACAUUCCCCGUGGUUUCUCAUGGAAGCGGAUGGAUUCGUGAGGAAGCGGCGGAUGACAGCGGAGAGCGCGGGCGGCGAUGCCGGGGUUGCUGGAGCCUCUGCCGGGGAAGAAGUGCGAUGGCUGGGGGCCAGGUUCUGGGGAGUUUCGGAAAGUAUCGUGGGGAGCCUGAACCCCCGGAUCGGUGGGGAAGCAGAACUACAGACUGUGGACUUUAUGUGCUGUGCUGGGGAGCAGACGGAGGAGUUUGAGGCGGACUACGAGGGUCUGCCGCAGGGAGCCUCCACCAGCACCCACAUGCUGGCCGGAGCCGUGGCCGGCAUCAUGGAGCACUGCCUCAUGUUCCCCAUCGACUGCGUCAAGACACGAAUGCAAAGUCUCCAGCCUGACCCCGCAGCCCGCUACAGGAAUGUGAUGGAUGCUCUUCGCCGAAUCAUAGCCACGGAGGGAGUGUGGCGACCACUGAGAGGCCUGAACGCAACCGCCAUCGGAGCUGGACCUGCUCAUGCCCUCUAUUUUGCCAGCUAUGAGAAACUCAAAAAGACUCUAAGUGAUGUCAUUCACCCAGGGGCUAACAGUCAUUUGGCUAAUGGAGCUGCUGGGUGCGUGGCCACAUUGCUUCACGAUGCAGCCAUGAAUCCAGCCGAAGUUGUGAAGCAGCGCAUGCAGAUGUAUAACUCGCCCUACGGUGGCGUGUUGGACUGUGUACGUGCCAUUUGGCAGAAAGAAGGCUCCGCAGCCUUCUACCGCAGCUACACCACCCAGCUCACCAUGAACGUGCCCUUCCAGGCGAUCCACUUCAUGACCUACGAGUACCUCCAGGAGCUGCUGAACCCUCACAGACAAUACAACCCCUCAUCCCACAUGUUUUCCGGCGCUUUGGCCGGGGCGAUCGCAGCGGCGGCCACCACACCGCUGGAUGUCUGCAAGACCCUGCUCAACACCCAGGAGUCUCUGGCCCUCAGCCCUUCCGGCCAAAGCCAAGGAGCCCACAGACAGAUCUCAGGCUUGGCCCACGCCUUCCGGACGGUUUACAGGCUGGGCGGCCUGCAGGGCUUCUUCAAGGGAGUGCAGGCGAGGAUCAUCUAUCAAAUGCCCUCGACAGCCAUCAGCUGGUCGGUCUAUGAGUUCUUCAAGUAUGGACUCACAAAGCGGCAGCACAGCAAGAGGAGAGCGCAGCGUAUGGGCGUUGAGUUGUAGAUGCCUCACUCGUUUAAUCUCCUCUAAUACUGCUCUGCCUUUGCUGUCAGAAGGAAUUAAUAUGCACAUAGAAUCUGAAUAAAAUGCGCCCUAGUGGUCCCAUCCCUGUCAGACAUAGCAGAUAAGAAAGACAUCUUCAAUGCCAGUUUGAGUCUCUCAGAUGCAGCGUUUCAGGAGUGGCUUUGGUCCGAGUCGUGUGUGUUCUCUCGUGUCGGAGAAAACGCUUCCACAGUGCUAUAGAGCUGUCUUAUUAAGUCAUUGUUUUUAAUCAAUCUUUCAGGCUAUGACUGUAAUUGUUGAAGCUGAAAAUAGGUGAAGAAACUAAGAGCUGGUCAGCAGGGGGCGAUCACGUUAUUCUGUCAGCUCUUGAAGCUUUCGAAUCUUCUUUCACUCUUUCAUUUUCACCCUUUCAGACUUUGCCAAUAAAAAUCACAACUGUCCCCAACGUAAAAAAAAAUAACAAAACAUUCCCAAUUUUUUCUGCAGCUGAAAAGUGUUUCAGUCAUUGGCAGUUCAAAGAAAUUGUGCUUUAAGAAAAUUGCAUCUAAUUUAUUAUUUCCUGAUGUAUCCAGAUAAAUUUAGUUAAACGUAUAUAUCAGUUAAUUGAUGUGUGUAAUUAAAAUGUUGUCCAACAUGAUUUGAUUAACUCACCAACCAAAAGUUUUGACUGAUAAAGAUAUUUAAUUUCCCCCCCUUUUAAAGGCUAUCUACUAUAACCAUGCUGCAAAUUGCCAAGUUGGUUGUACAAUUUUAAUUUAUUUUUUUAUGAUUUUUGCCAUGAAUGUAUUAAUCCCCCCCGCCCCCCUCUCUAUGCCUGUGAUUGCUUACAUUGUGUCUCUUAGAGAGGGCAAACAAAGGCAGCAUUCAGAUCACUUGUAACUGUGAGACAAUUUUCAGCUUGUGAACCGCUGAGUUUCAAUGUUUGUGCUCAACAGCAGAAUUCCUACAAUCUGACUGGAAGAGUUGAAAUACGAGUGGCUUGAUAUCUGCAUCUGUAACAACAUUUAGUGCACCCAGCUUGAAGCUGUCAUUCUUACUGACUGAUGUCUGAUUGUUUCUGGCUCUGAAUUGCACUUGUUGAAUAAAGACUCGUCAGCAGGGCUCUACACGCUGCUCAUUAAACGUGAGAGCUCUCAAUUCA